Messenger RNA from Peronospora farinosa, 687 nucleotides. The record is from the annotation of a GenBank genome assembly. NCBI's taxonomy places the organism in Eukaryota, Oomycota, Peronosporomycetes, Peronosporales, Peronosporaceae.
AUGUAUAAGUGGGUACACAACUGGAUCCGAACGUGCGAAAUAUGCCAGCGUGUGAAGCCAUCUCCAUCAUCACAGGCUCCCUUGCGAUCGUUGCCAAUUGCAGCAGAGGCAUGGAGAUCAGUUUCGAUGGACUUUGUCUUCGGGCUUGCGCCCGAUAGCCAAACUCGAACGGGCACCUUGGUCUUCGUUGACAGCUUCAGCAAGAUGACACAUCUCGUGCCUGUUCACGCUAAGGUCACCGCGGCAGAGACCGCGGCGCACUUCAUCGACGCGGUGUUCCGUCAUCAUGGCCUUCCAGAAAACAUUGUUUCGGACCGUGAUCCGCGAUUUACGUCCGCAUUUUGGACGUCACUUCUCGAGCUCCUCGGGACAAAACUGCUGAUGUCGACUGCGGCCCAUCCGGAAACGGAUGGGCAGACCGAGCGCGUGAACCGGGUCCUCGAAGACGUUCUUCGAAUUUACGCUACGUCAUUUACAAGUUGGAGUGCAUUUUUACCACUCGCUGAGUUCGCACUCAACAACGCCGUACACGCGUCAACAGGGUUGACGCCAUUUUUUGUGAAUUCGGCUCGUCACCCUCGUGUUCCUACUGUCCUGGCCGUGGGGCGACCCACAACACCUAGUGGCUCCACUCUAGGGGGGAUAAAGGUGAUGAACAAGGAUCGAGUGCAGCUCACGGUAUUUUGA